This is a messenger RNA of Exophiala mesophila, 2497 nucleotides long. RefSeq lists its product as uncharacterized. The record is from RefSeq and is a predicted model, not a curated record. Gene Ontology annotation, biological process: protein targeting to membrane; peptidyl-L-cysteine S-palmitoylation. NCBI's taxonomy places the organism in Eukaryota, Fungi, Ascomycota, Eurotiomycetes, Chaetothyriales, Herpotrichiellaceae. The transcript has a single exon. Bases 1241 to 2116 code for a protein of 291 amino acids. Gene Ontology annotation, cellular component: endoplasmic reticulum palmitoyltransferase complex; extrinsic component of endoplasmic reticulum membrane.
AUCUUUUGUCAAUUUGGUGCUUUAAGAGUUCAUCAUUCCCUGAACCCAACCUCAGACGAGUCCAACCAAGUAUUGUCGUUGUGUCGCCGAGCAAUGUAGGGGCCGUUGACCUCAGAAUGUCCUUGAUCGUUGCGACGACGAGCUGUCUCAAUCACGAUCGCUCAGAAUUGUUGUUCCUGCAUGACAAGUCGAAACCCACACUGACACCCACACCUGCGUACAUGCAGGUACUUCCACCCUUAUUUCCAACCUGUUCGACCUCGGCCUACGCAUCCACAGCCAACAAGGCCGUCACCACCAUCCUCUAUAUUUUUGGCAUUGAACCGGCGAGACGUUUGGUGCAAAAAAGCCUGGGACUUGUACUACUCUUAUUCUUAUUACUGUCGUUGCCGUUGGCAUUGCCACUAGCAAGCGCUUGUCCAUCGCUCCUGCACCGGCAUCUGCAACAACUGCAACAACUGCAGACACUGCAGGCACUACAGGCACUGCAGGCACUACAGGCACUGUGGUCGCUCCUGCUACUUUUCCUGCGCCGGUACCUGCACCUGCACUCGCUCCUGCCGCAAGUAAUUUCCCUCUCCUUUCUCGCACAUCCACUCACUUCGAUUCUCUUCUUCAACCUCCACCAGCAACGGAUUUCACAACCUCUUCACCAACCACUUUAUCACCGAGGGCGCUUGAAAAGCAGCCAACGAGGCAUGCAGACAUAACUCACUCGACUUUGACCGCCACUCCCGAGCCCUACUCCGCCGGUCCACCCGUUGAUCGACCACCUUUCUCUUCCUCUUCUCCCGUGCAAGGACCCUCUUAUCAACCUCCUGUCACCCUCCGCGACCCACCUCUUUCGACACUGGCGCAUCCUCCUCCGCCCGGUCAGAGGAGGUCUUUUCUCGAAGCUCUGCUGGUUCGACAGAAAAAGGUCAUUGCUCCUGACAAUCGCUCGGCUGCUUCCAGGGUGCUCAACCCCAUCAACUACGUCCCACGCCCCACCCCUGUUCGUGUUCAGUCUCAUCAACACCAGCGACAGGUCUCUUCCACUGAUGCUGUCACCGGUGAGGUGCGCAACCUGUUGAACCUACCUGAACAACGUCGAUCGCGACAACAUUCUCCCACCGACUACACCGUCGAACACACCACACACGCCACUCCUCCUCAAGCUGGCGAUCGCACCAGCAUUGCUUUACCUACAAACCAACAACGCACCCAACUCACACGUUCCCUGUCCACACACGCAGGCCUGAUGAAUGAUCCAGAAAAAAAUGUCCCUGGUGUACAGGAGCCCGACCGUGCCCACCUCCCUCCCGGCCACACUGCUCGCGGGCGUGAUGUAGAAGCCCAGCAAGCCUCUUCAGUCCUGGGGCAAAGCUAUGGCGUAAGUCCGUUGGAUCAACCACUGCAGCCACCGAGACGCAUCACAUCCCACCGCUCUCUCAAUCGCGCUCAGUCUGGCAUGUCAUUACGAUCGUCAGCUUACGCAAAGACGAAUACUGACGGCGGUCUUGCGCCCCCAGGCUCACACGACGGCGAGCAGAGACCGUACACGGGCGAGGAAGACGAUGAGAGUAUUGGUGACGAGCUUGCUUGGGGUCCGUCUCACCCCUGCUUUCCACACCUCAAUCCUCACGUGCCUCUUGACUCCCCCGAAUAUACAGCGACCCGCAUCAUUCGCAUCCGUCGGGACUGGAUGGUGGCCGGCGACCUCGCCCCGACAUUUUCCAACAUUUACCCCGAAAUUCUCGACCCUUUGAUGCAAGAACAAGAGUUUCGCUAUGUCAUUGAACAUAUAAAUCACACACUGUGCACCGCCUACGACCCCUUCUCGACGUGGAACUGGCUCGAUGGUUUACUAGGACUUGCGACUGGUUGGUUUUGGGAGGACAUUCGUCCAUUUGGGGCAAAGGGGCGUUUGAGAGCCCUCGAAGAAUGGUUUGAGGACUGGAACCACACCGUCGGGGCUCGCAAUGGGGUCAAACUCAUCCCUUUAAGAAGAACUGGCUAUCUGAAUUUGGAUGUUCAGAUUCCCGAUCCCCAAGUCACCAUGGUUGCCGAAAGAGAUGACGACAACCAACCUCCGCAAGAGGUAAUUUCGGGGCAAGGAAACGCGCAGGACACGUGAAGUUUUGCAUGAACCUGGAAAUAAUGCAUUGGACGGUGUCCGCCGGAUAUUUGUCACGACUGUAUAAUGUGUGUGCGUACUAAUCAGUUGUCACUCUCGAUUGUUAAGAUGUGUUGCAUGAGCGUUGAAGCCUGGCGUCUGUCACUUGCUCGUUGGAAAUCUCAAGGCCUUUGAGCUGGAAGAGCUGAUGGUCUGGAAGCUCGGAUUAUUCCGGGUGUCAGACCAAGCCCCUAUUCAAUAUUUAUACUAUAUUUCAUCCUGUAUCAAGAUCCCAUAGGUUGGACGACAUGUUUAUUUGGAUCUCAAAAAGUGGUUAGCAAGCCUUGGAUAGAGACAGACGCAGCCGCAUAGUCUUUGGCUGCCACGCUGCAAAGCCUUUUG